Molecule: messenger RNA, 1597 nt
Organism: Neohortaea acidophila
Lineage: Eukaryota; Fungi; Ascomycota; Dothideomycetes; Mycosphaerellales; Teratosphaeriaceae
Product: chaperonin 10-like protein
Exons: 2
Coding region: 111-1451 (446 amino acids)
Molecular function (GO): zinc ion binding; oxidoreductase activity
Source: RefSeq, a predicted model, not a curated record
AAACCACGUUGUUUGAUGCAAGAAAGAUAAGUGCUGUUGAUUUUCCCUGUUUAGUUCCACACGCUCUUUCUCUCUUACUUCUCUCACUUUAAUCUUAACUACCACCCAAAAUGGCCCUCUCCUCCGCAGCAGCGAAACUCGAAGAGAAAAUCGGGCACGGCGACAACGCCACCACCAUCCAAGAUGUCACCAAUCCCGACCGCGAUCCCGCCUAUGCCUCCUCAGCCGACAAAAUGAAAGCGCUGGUGUGGCAAGGCAAGAACAAGGUCGAGGUCGUCGAAGUGUCCAAACCCGCCAUCAUCGAGGAUACCGAUGUCAUCCUCAAAAUCACCGGGAGCACCGUCUGCGGCAGCGACUUGCACCUGUUGCAUGGCUCGGUGGUUGAGAUGCAGACCGGCGACAUUCUCGGCCAUGAGUUCUGCGGAGUUGUCGAUGAGGUCGGCUCGAAGAUUUCCAAGGUCAAGAAGGGCGACCGCGUGGUGGCGAGCUUCCAGAUAGCGUGUGGCUCUUGCCAUUACUGCGAUCAGAAGCUCUCUUCGCAAUGCGAGAAGACGAACUCCAACACUAUCGAAAACGCAAUGUACGGCGGGCGAACAGCAGGGAUGUUUGGCUACAGCCACUUUACAGGUGGAUUCGCAGGAGGACAAGCAGAGUACACCAGAGUUCCUUAUGGCGAUGUGAACCUGCUCAAACUGCCUGACGACGUGCCCGACGAAAAGGGCCUCUUCCUCUCCGACGUCAUCGCAACCAGCUGGAACUGCGUCGUCGACACGGGCGUCACCAAAGGCUCCAUCGUCGCCGUCUGGGGCGCCGGCCCGAUAGGCCAAAUGGCCGCCGAGUUUGCCUUCCUCAACGGCGCCAGCCGCGUCAUCGUCAUCGACUGCAACUGGCGCCUCGACUACGUCAAGUCAAAGUACCCCAACGUCGAGACGGUGGAUUUCUCGCAGCUCAAGGGGCCGAAAGGGGUGGUGACGAAAUUGAAGGAGAUGACGGACGGGAGAGGGCCGGACGUGGCGCUCGAGUGUGUCGCUGGCGAGUAUCCCAAGGGCUGGCUGCAUACCAUUGAGAUCGCGGCGGGGCUGGAGACGGACACGUCGGAGAUUCUUAAUGAGAUGAUUGAGAGUGUGAAGAACUACGGCCGCGUGGGCGUCACGGGUGUGUACGUGGGCUACACCAACCACUUCAACAUCGGAAGCAUCAUGGAACGCGGCAUCCGCUUCAUCGGCAACGGCCAGGCCCCCGUCCACCUCUACUGGGAAGACUUGCUCAAACGCAUCCAAAAGGGCGAAAUCGACCCGCUGAAAAUGGUCACGCACCGCGUGCGCAUGGAGGAUUUGGACAAGGUGUACUACAAGUUCGACAAGAAGGAGGACGGGAUGCAGAAGGUGUAUGUGCAGACGCGCUUCUCGGCGCCGCCUUGCGCGGGCUCGCCGGCGUUGACGACGUAUUGAUCGCCUCUUGCGACUGAGGGGGGUUGUGCGGUGAUGGUAGAUGGCUCGAUGGGGUGUUGUUGACCCAUUAAUGAAACUUAUGAUGAUCGGAAGCUUCUUUUCCAAUAAUGUAGUACUCGGGAGAGAAGAUGAAGGAGUGGCGCUGU